UUUUGAGCGUACCCAUUGACGAAGUCGGAAUUCAUACCGGAUAGAAGUUGGCCAGAAUUUAAUCAAUCCAAAUGUGAUCUUCUAAAUGAGAUACGAAAAGCAUGGAUGACAACAGCCCAAACAAUAGAAUAAAAGUACUUCACCAUGCCUAAGAAAGGAAAGAAAGGUGGAAAGAAGGGAAAGAAGAAAGGAGGUAAAAAGAAAGCAAAGGGACCGGCCAAUGCAGAGGAUAUUAUAAAGAGACUUUUGAAAUGUUAUGAAAGAAAUUGUGCUAACACAGACUCAAGAAUGUGUCCCAGAAUUGCAGCAGGUCUGCGAGGAUGUAUGGAAAAUAAUGCAAUUUUAGCGCAGUUUAUUUUGGAGUCAGUUGAGAUUGACAAAGAGGGCGCAUUACCUGUGCUUAUUGAACCAUUUCUGGCAGCUUUACGACAAGAAAGAUAUACAUUCAUUAGAGAUCUGUAUGUAUGGAAAUAUCCCAUGUCUUAUGAAAAUACAGCAACUCUGGCAUUGUUAUUAGAGAAACCAUUUUACCCAAUAAAAUAUCUGGAGGUAAUGGAUUGUUUACUGGAUGCACACCGGGUUGAGAGAUUAUCAAGAUCGUUCCAGAUAGCGGAGAAUCUUACUAAAAUAAGUCUGGACUAUAAUGAAUUUGGAGAUGAUGGAUGUGAAAAGUUUUGUAAUGGUUUAGUUAACAAUACCACCAUGUUGUCAGUUAGCUUGUGUUACUGUGAUCUUGGAGUUAAAAGUGGUACAAUUCUGGGCAAGAUGAUAUCUACAACAGCUGUUAGAGAGCUGUUCAUAGAUGGAAAUAACCUGGAGUGUGAAGGGGCCAUGGAACUGAUAAAACUAUGUGUAGAACAGGCAGAGAUGGAGGCCCUGUUGAGGGCGGAGGAGGCCAAGAAAAAACUGGAGGAGGAGGAGGCAACAAAAACAGCAGUAAGCAUUGAUGCUGACAGCUAUGAUGAGUUUGCUAAGGAGAACAAACUACGCUACACACCUGAGAGUGGCGGGGAGCAGAGUGGCAAGGCAUCUGACAUGGAGGCAUCAACAGAUAAGAAAAAGAAGAAAAAAGGUAAGAAAAAGAAGAAGAAAAAGGAGCCACCCCCACCCCCAAGAAUUGGACCAUGGAUCCACAAGUUACACAUUGCUGAUAAUGCCAUAGAUAACCUAGCUUACGGCGAGAAAUUUGCUCCUGUUAUAUGCAUGAGGCUUUUCAAAAAAUUAUUGAUGCAUUCUGACUGUGUUGAAGAGCUAGAUUUGGAAGAUAAUUGGAUUGGUGAUCUGGCUGGUAGAGAAAUAUUAGAGGCACUAGAGCAUAGGAAAGAAGAGAAAAUGGGAGGAGUCAAAAUUAGGACCACCCAUAAACUUAGCACUGAUGUCUUCAAUAGCAUUGUAAAACUUGGAUCUGGUCUUAAGAAAAAGAAAAAGAAAGGCAAAAAGAAGAAGAAGAAAUGAGGGAGUCUAUUAAAGAAGAAUAUAUUUUACUGCUGAAUAAAUAUUCAAACACUGGCAGAGAGGCCUGCAUGAGGAUGGAAAGAGUUUUUAUCUUUUAUACAUUUUUAUAGUGAAAUGUUCAUGAUUAUGCUGUUACCAAAGACAACAUAAUUUGUAAUGAUUUUUUACUUUGAUUAUAAAACUAGAACUUAAGAUUCUGUAUUUUCUUCACUGGAAAAAUCCUAUUAAACUAUGCUGUAAUUUGUCUGUUGGGCUUGUCAUGCAUUAAAUUUUGAACUGAGGAAUUAUGAUUUUUUAAAUUCUAAAAACAAGUACUAGUAACUUAAAACUAAUUUUUUGUCUGACUCAGCUGAUUUAGGUGGUUGGCUGUUAGAAAAUAAAAUAAAAUGGUUAGAAUUCAAAACUGGUAAAAAUUAUUUAUAAAAGGGGCAACAUUACUAUUAAGUCAACUUGAACUACCUCAAGAUAUGUAAUGUAUAUGAUUUUUGUAAUUUUUGCAAAUUAACAUGUUCAUCAUAUUUCAAAUGAUGAUAUGUCAACAUUACUGGUUAGCUAUCCAGCAAUGGCAAUAGAUUAACUGACAUCUGAAAUGUGACCAAAAGUGUGGUUAAAGCACAAUAAAAAAUAAACGUUGACAAGAUUUACUUUUUUGACAUUACAAUAUUUGCCUAUUUUCACAAAAAUCUGUCAAAGGUAUUCAUUUCAAAUUUGAAAUAAUUGUUGACUAUGAAGAGCAGGUAAGUCUGCUUAUCAUCUUUGCAGCAUUAUGUCCCCUUUUCUAUCUUGCUUUUAUUUACUAUCCAGCACUGAGAAAAAGUGGACAGGUCUUGUUUGAACAGGUCUGGAUAACUUGCCGAAAGGAUCUUUGGGAGCAUAUAUUUAUUUUAAAGAAAAUUGAUAUUUUUUCUGUAUUUUUCUAUAGUUUGCUGUGAAAAAGAAUGUUAUCAAUUGAAGCACUUUUUAUUAUCUAUAUAUUUUUCUAGGAAAUUAUUAUCCUUUAAUCUGUGAUAUUCUUAUAGUGCAAAAUUUCGUGUUGUUUGAAAUAUAUUUUUGGCAAUGUUUUUUGUCCACAGGUCCUAUAUCAUGUAUCAUUGUAAACCAGUGGUAAGCUAGAAAUUAUGGUUGCAAGUUCUUUUUAGCAGAUGAUUAAAUAAUAAUACAUGUACUUCUAUUUUUGUGAAGAUUUGUUGUUAAGGUUGUUGUUGUUGUUGUUGUUGACAAUGAUUUCAAACAAAAAAGUAUUUGGUUUCAAAUUUUUUCUAUUGUUCAUGUUACACAUUUUAUUAACUUUAUAUACAUUGGUAUUUCUAAUAUAUUAUUCACACUGUAUUGAAACUUACUCAUUUGGUCAGUUGAUUGUGACAGUGUU
This is a messenger RNA of Ruditapes philippinarum (Manila clam), 2824 nucleotides long. RefSeq lists its product as uncharacterized. Gene Ontology annotation, molecular function: small GTPase binding; GTPase activator activity. The transcript is spliced from 11 exons. Lineage: Eukaryota; Metazoa; Mollusca; Bivalvia; Venerida; Veneridae. The record is from RefSeq and is a predicted model, not a curated record. The coding region runs from base 145 to 1455 and encodes 436 amino acids. Gene Ontology annotation, biological process: activation of GTPase activity; nucleocytoplasmic transport. Gene Ontology annotation, cellular component: nucleus; perinuclear region of cytoplasm; cytosol.